Molecule: messenger RNA, 2883 nt
Organism: Lithohypha guttulata
Lineage: Eukaryota; Fungi; Ascomycota; Eurotiomycetes; Chaetothyriales; Trichomeriaceae
Exons: 1
Coding region: 1-2883 (960 amino acids)
Biological process (GO): phosphorelay signal transduction system; protein autophosphorylation
Cellular component (GO): plasma membrane
Molecular function (GO): phosphorelay sensor kinase activity; histidine phosphotransfer kinase activity
Source: RefSeq, a predicted model, not a curated record
AUGGGAAGAUAUUCAACCGGUCGUGCGCACAUGUACUUGUCCGUGCCUCAUAUCGCGGAUGCCUUCGGCUGUGCACCUAUCAAUUCUCUGUCCCUGCCAAGCCGCCCAACGGAUAUCAAUCCCAUCUUUGACGAACAAAAGCACAAAGAACCACUCGCACCUCGCAACACCAUAGGCCCAGAUACAUAUGGCUUAUCCACUGGUUUGGACGCCGAGACUUUCUCACCACCUUCACCCCCAACCGAUUUUCGUGACCCCUAUCUAUAUCCUGUAUUGACCGGGAAUGAGUAUGUCCGCCUUACCACGCUGUGGUAUCACACCCAGGGUUUGACCGAGGACAAGGACUUUCUAUGGAGGAUCAGCAAUUUGCUCGGCAUGCUCAAGGACUCAAUCCGAUGGGAAUUUGCCAUCGUCGGCAUCCUGGACAAUGAUCACUAUACCCGACUAGUCACGGCGAAUCUGCCCAUACUAAAUCUUCCGCGUCGCGAGAGUACAUGCUCUCAUACCGUAAACAUGUCCCCUGGGACUGUCUUCAUGAUUACCGAUAUGUCAAAAGACUGGCGUUUUCAGAAUUCCCCACACGUAGCCAUUGGUGGACUUCGAAGCUAUGCUGGUACUCAGUUGCGAAUUAUGCUGGCGGAUGGUAUAGAGAUUGCUCUUGGCAGUCUUUGCAUCGCUUCCAACACGGUCGAGGAGCGUCUGACCGAGGACCAGAAACGCGGUUUGCUACGGGCUGCCGACACCAUUGCAGCAGAGCUUGUAUCGAGAACAAGAAUGCGUCGCCUCAACGAGCGUCAGAACAUGCUGAACCAUCUGAGUCAUUUGCGGGCAGCAGACAGCGACGAUCCACAGGCAGCAGUCAUACGACUUUUGACAACACUGUAUGGAGGAGUGAAUGUCUCGCUUGAGCCAGUCGUUUCCAAUGCUGUGAAGAUCAGUGGAACUUCUGUUCGGAUCGAAUGCUCCAAAUUCACUGAUGGCUUGUGGGAGGACACCGAGUUCAUCAAACACGGCAUGCAAGACACAGACGCUUUCAGUGAUGCACGACGUCCUAUUAGGGCAGUCUUUGCAUACCUAAGACAAGGAGAGAGAGCAUUGAUCGUAGCUUCAGGAAAGCUUCGGUGUAUCUUCGACUCUUUAGAUGCCUGGUUUGUCGAUCAAUGCGCGCAGUUCAUCAAUUCCACGUUGCAAGACCGUCUACUUAGAGAAGCUCUUUGCGCCAAGGAUCUGUUCCUACGUAGUAUCACUCACGAGCUGAGAACUCCGUUGCAUGGUAUUCUCAGCAGUGCCGAAUUAAUGGACGAGGAAUUGAGGAUUCGUGAGGUCAAAGGUCUACAAGCACUCUUCAGUGACGAGUUCUCCUUUCCGGCAUGUCUUUCCUCGAUCAAACGAUCUGGCAGAGAGCUUAUGACGUCCAUUAACUCGAUAUUGAAGUUCAAUGCCUUUGCGGAUGAUACAAUGAUUAUCAGGCCGACCGAGUACGACAUUCGGGAUUUGGAGGACACAGUGCUUGAUGAUGUACUACCAAGCUAUGCUAGCAAUCAGCUACAGGGUUUGUCAAUCCUGUUCGAAUACCAUCUGCCAGACGAAAACACCAUAAUAAACGUGGAUGCGAAUGUGCUGAAGGAGCUCUUGAAGUCGUUGUUAACCAACUCUAUCAGCGCAACCUCCCGUGGCAGGAUACUGGUACGUACGACUUUGCUGGGUUCGUGCUCGCAGCUUGACGUAAUCGACACUGGUAUGGGUAUAGCAGGAUGCGACCAGGAACGUGUAUUCCUGCCUUUCGAGAAGGGUAACACCCACAGUACAGGCGCUGGUCUUGGUUUGAGUUUAGCAGUUCAAAUGGCCACCUCGCUUGGCGGCUCCUUAUCUCUCAUAUGGUCUGAGUUAGGAAAAGGCAGCCACUUUCAACUCAAGCUACCAUACUCCAGAGCAGUUAACAGCCACUCCGUGUUCUGCCACAAGUCACCCACUUUUGGCGACUUACCUUUAAGAUUUUACAAAAUUCGACAAUCAGCACGCAACGAGCACUUGCUCUCCCACCUUGAAACACAUUUGAUUUCUCGUGGAUUCGAAAAAGCAGAUGGUCCUCGUGGAUCAGUCAUCAUCACGAACCAAGCCGAACCAUUUCAGCCAUGCUACACUGGCCUCAGCCAGAUUGAAACGCCACUUAUGGUCAUUACGGUUACUGAAGGUCCACUCAGUAGUGCCUACCAAACCUCUAUGGCAGACGACAUGAAACCACAUUUAGCGUGGUACAUUCACGGACCCUUUUACAAAUCUCGACUUGACGAAAUCAUGCUCGAAGCCGACCACGCAUUCGGUAUUCAUAUAUCCAAUAAAUCAAACAAUCCAUCCUACAGCACGAUCACGAUCACACCGAGCGACACCCUCAGCAAAGUCAUCUCAAACACGUCUCAAAUCCUUUCCGAUACCCUCACCUUCACCACCACCACCACCACUCACACCAGAAGCAAAGCCAUCUUUCGUGUUCUCCUCGUCGACGACAACCACGUCAACCUCAAAGUCCUCGAAAUGUACUGCAAAAAACGUAUUCUCCCCUUCGGCAAAGCCAGCAACGGCAACGAAGCUGUCUCCUCCUACAAAGCCGCCAUGAUCGACCUCGACUCGCCUUACAAACCAUACAACCUCAUCCUCAUGGAUCUGCAAAUGCCCGAGUGCGACGGGAUCGAGGCGUGUAGACAGAUCAGGCAGCUUGAGCAGGAUAAUGGACUGAAACGGUCUGUGAUAUUUAUGAUUACUGGGCAGGACUCGGUGGCGGAUCGGAGGAAUUCACUGGAGGCGGGCGCGGAUGAGUAUUUUGUCAAGCCGGUGAGCUUAAAGAGGUUGGACCAGGCGCUUGUGGAGUAUUUUAGGCUUUAG